Messenger RNA from Scylla paramamosain (green mud crab), 3989 nucleotides. Its product is annotated as PMS1 protein homolog 1-like. Gene Ontology annotation, cellular component: MutLalpha complex. Gene Ontology annotation, biological process: mismatch repair. Lineage: Eukaryota; Metazoa; Arthropoda; Malacostraca; Decapoda; Portunidae. Gene Ontology annotation, molecular function: mismatched DNA binding; ATP binding; ATP hydrolysis activity. The coding region runs from base 1 to 3330 and encodes 1109 amino acids. The record is from RefSeq and is a predicted model, not a curated record. The transcript is spliced from 18 exons.
AUGGUCAUUGUGAAGGGAAAAAAAAAAAAAAGCCAACGAGAGCUGCCACAGGACACGGUGCGGCUGAUCAAGAGCACUCAGGUCAUCACCACUCCCGUGUCUCUCGUGAAGGAACUCCUGGAAAACUCAAUAGAUGCUGGCGCCACGUCUGUCACCAUCAGACUGGAGAAGUAUGGGUUUGGUCUCGUGGAGGUCCGAGACAAUGGCAGUGGCAUUGAAGAGGAGGAUGUGAAGUUCAUAGCCAAGCCACAUUUCACAUCAAAGAUUGAAAGUUUUGCUGAUUUAGCUUCACUCAACACCUAUGGAUUCCGAGGUGAGGCUCUGGCUUCCCUGUGUGCUGUGGCAGAGGUUUCCAUCACCACCAAGACCAAAGAUGGUGUGAUGGGCCACACAUACACAUUUGAUCAUGCUGGUACUGUUACAUCUAAGAAGCCUGCUGCUGCACCUAAUGGAACAUCAAUCAUGGCAAGAAACUUAUUCAAAAACCUGCCAGUUCGAAAACAGUACUACAGUUCAUCAAAAAGACAAAAGGAAGAAUUAAAGAAGGUUGAGGAUUUAGUGCUUGCAUUCACUCUAGCAGCCCCAGUGGUACACCUCACACUAUCACACGACAAGCUUACAGUCAUCCAGAAGAGUUCAGUCAAGAACAUCCAAGAGGCAUUGAUGAGCACAUUUCCAGCAGUGUACAAGGAUUUAGUGUUAAGAAAAAAGAAUAUAGAAGAUAUUCAUAUUGAGACAUACCUACCCUGCUUGGGACCCAAUGAGAAUCCCAGCUUAAGUCGCACUACACCUGACCGAUUUUUUGUCUUGGUUAAUCAGCGGCCAGUUGUUCACAAAUCUAUUGAAAAGGUGGUAAAGGCAUUUUACAGCCAGAAGGUACAAGGCAGUCACGGCCGGUAUCCCUUGGGUGUGGUGACCCUGUCUGUGCCUCCUGCUUCUGUGGAUGUGAACUUGGAACCCAACAAGAACAAGAUACUACUAAGGAAUGAGAAUCAAGUGUUAGAAACAGUACAGGAAAUCUUGAGUGAAUUGUAUGGUCCACUUGAGCAGCACCCCAAGAAGUCUAAUGAUGACAUUACAUGCACCUUUGGAGGUUUCAAAAAAGACUCAGAAAUGCUGGAAGAAGAAAAUAUUUAUAAUUCUGAAAAUAUAGAAACUGAAGAUUGUUUCCUUGACAUAAAUAAUAAGAGAGGAGCACUAGUGUGUAAUGGAAAAACUGGCGCGGCACACACCAAACAGGCCACUGUUGGAAGAGUUGACAGAGGCAAAGCAAUCUCAGGUACCAUGAGAGACAGUGAGAAAUGUGGUAGUGCACUCAAGAAAGAUAUCUUCAGAAAACCUUUCCAAGUAAAACAGGUGGAAAAAGAACAGAAAAAUACUAGUCUUAUCAGUAACAAGACAGUAACUAGUAGUGCUCAGUUAACUCUUAAUUACAGAAAUGCUCUGGAAGAAUCAUGCCAUGGUAAAGAUAAUGCUGUGUGUGCAAGCACUCCCAAGGAUUCAAAUGAUGCUUGCUUUCCUUCCAUAUCUGAAACUAGUAUUGCAUCUGAUGAUGAUUUUGAAGACUUUUUGAGUGAGAAAGAUUUGAAUGUUAUCAAAGGAUUUGAAAAAGAAAUAUCUGGGAUUGCACCUCUCCCACUUUCUUGUAUAACUGAGGUGUGUGGAAGUGGUUGUGUCAAAGAGAAUGAUACACCUGUGGAGCAAAAUUGUAAAGAUGCUCAUCCUAAAUCAAAUUCUGAUGAAGAUAAGCUUCAUGAAUCUUUCACAGGAUCAGAUGGAAUUCCUGUUUACAAAAUUCCCCCUUUACCUCCAUUUGAGGGAACAAUAAAUAAACAUGUAAAUGACAAAUCAGAAGUGUCACUGGAAGACAUUUCGCCAUUGCACUCUGACUUAGAAAACAUCCAGGAUGGAAAACCAAGAGACCCUGAGGAAAGAGAAGGAAGUAUUGGAGGAGCCUGGAGCAGAGGCAUGCCAGUGGAUGGAAAAAAUAUUCAAACAGUUCAAUUAGUCAGUACAGCAACUCUUGGAUCAAAACUUGUAUCAGCACAGGAUGUAGCGAGGAGAGCCAAACGUCAUGUGCCUGUUGAACCUGGUGGUGUGUCAGCUACACCACCAAAGAAGACCAAGAUAAACUCAUUAGCUCCUGCUGAUUAUGAUCAUACUCAAGGAACACCAAUGAAAAAACCCUCAAGCCCAUUUAUAUUGUUUGCAAGAGAUAUUCGUCGUCAAGUGCUGUGUGAACAUCCUGGAGCUGAUUUUGCAUUUGUGGCAAAGGAGAUGGCAGACAGGUGGAAAACUUUGGACACAGACUCCAAAAACCACUACAAAGAGCUGGCAAAGGCUGAGGCUGACAGAUAUCACAUGCAAGUGAAGCGGAUUAAAGAAAGUCGAGCACGUAGUGGUGGCUCUCCAUUGGCUAGAGGAUGCAAUACUGCAGGUUCUCUAGAUAAGUACAUUGCCCCACUCACACCUUACAUAAAGGGCAAAGGAAAAGUCAUACAGCAAGAGCCUUUUGUAGGCGAUAGACCUUGGCUCCAACACAGAAAAGAAAUCAAAUGCUCACUGGACACUUUAAAAGAAAAAAUUAAUAAAAGAACCUAUGCCAAAAAUACCAAAAAUACCAGUGAUACCUUGACAGUACUUGGGCAGGUUACUUCCAUUGGAGGCUGGUUGUGUGUGCAAGGAUCUGACAUUGUAGCUCUGAAUGUGUACAGAGUCUACGAAGUUGUCUUGUAUAAUAAUCUUUUGAAGACUUUUAGAUUAUCCAUGAAGCCUCUUGAUACUUCGAUACCCUUCAAUGCAAGCACUGUUGGAGUGGAGAAUUGGGCAGCUUUAUUGAAGCUACCACGAGAGUUGGUUCCUGAUUGCAAUUUUUAUUGGGUCACUGAUCAAAGACUCAUUGCUAAUGGGUUUCAUGUUGCUUUGUUUCCUGGUGCCACAGCUAGUGUUACUAUAUCUCAUGGAGAAGUCACACAAAUGGCUGAUACCAUUAAGUUUUAUGGGAUCACUGACUUGAAGGAGAUUCUGUCUCUUCUGGCUGCCUCUCCUCUUGCCAGCCUGCAACAGACACGCCCUCUCAAACUGCAGCAUUGGAUAAAGGAAGAAGCUGUGAGAUUGGUUCGAUCAGCACCAAACAUUUUAAGGCGAGAGGAUGUCCUUGAAAAAGUGAAGAGUUUACAUUUGCUAAGGAAUGGAAGUGAAGAAGUGAAGCAGCUGCCUAUUAACCUUAAGUGUAUUCAUGGCAGACCUCUUUGUACCAAACUGUAUUCCUUUGAAGACCUGCCAUCCCGUGAGCAGAAGCACACCAAAAUCCCAAAUAAAGUGAUCUAAGGCUGGCUUUGAUGGAGGUCGCUCGGCUGCCUGGAACUUUCGGAUUAUUCUCACCAGCUCAUAGAAGGAUUGGUCAACAUUGGUGCGGCUUUUGGCAGAGCACUCAAUGUAAGGGAUCUUGAGUUGUCGGGCAAGGGCGUGAGCUUCCUCAAGGCUUGUCUGUUAAUGAUACAAAGUGUGAUAUAACAUAAGAAUUGAGAAUAAGCAAAGGGUCACAUGUAAUGUAGAUACAUAGGAGAAAAAUGUGUAUAGAUUGAAGGGAACAUUAAAUAAAGAUUCAUAAAAGAGCAUGGAUAGAUAUUAUACAUGUAAUGAAGAUGAUCAAUUUCAGGGAAUACAAUACAUAUGAGCACUGGACAGAAAGUUUGCUAAUUUAAGGGCAAUUGAAUUUUCUCUUCUGAUAUUUGCAUUCAGUUUCCCAUAAAUACAUCCUCCUUAGCAUGGAAAAUGGGCCAUGAUGAAAACAAUAAUAAUAAGAAAGGAAGAUUAAAGAAAAUUUAUAAAUCAUCACUUUCAUUAAGGUUUUUCUGAAAUUUUUCUGUAUUUUUAUAUAUCAUAUGUUCAGUGAUUUUAGAAUAGUAUUUCAAAUGUUACCAUUGCCUUUGUUUAUAUGGUAGAUAACAGCUUUUUCAAUUUCAAGAAAUAAAUGUAUUAAGUAC